AUGUCUGACAAUGCUUCACCUCCUCCUGGUGUGAAGAUGCCAAAGAAACGCGACCCCCGCUUGCGUAAUCUUCAGCAACCGGGACAAAAGCAGUUUUUUGAUUCAGCGGAUUAUGAAGUGAGACGACAGGGCGACAAACCACCGGGUAUUAUUGUGCCGGAGGUAACUCCACUGCAACCACACAAUCCACGAGAGGAGAUGAGAUGA
Trypanosoma brucei brucei TREU927 is the source of this 207-nucleotide messenger RNA. RefSeq lists its product as hypothetical. The coding region runs from base 1 to 207 and encodes 68 amino acids. The transcript has a single exon. Lineage: Eukaryota; Euglenozoa; Kinetoplastea; Trypanosomatida; Trypanosomatidae. The record is from RefSeq and is a predicted model, not a curated record.